CGCUAUCGUUGCGUUGCUUGACAGUUUCGUCAGCAGUCCAGUCGAGAUGCUGGCUCCGACGUUUGGUGUGUUCUUAGUCCUCGCUGGGGCUGAGGCUGAGGCUCAACGGCUGGCCUUUGGUAAAUGUCCUAACCACCCGGCAAUGAAGGACUUCGACAUACAAAAGUUCGAGGGCACGUGGUACGAGGUGGAGCGCUCCUUCUACCUGCUGGAGAUAGCGUCCAGCUGCACGAAGCUGGACAUCGCUCCUGUGGAGAGGCGACCAGCCACUCUCAACAUCAUCAUCAAGACAGUCAACAGAUGGACCGGAGGACCCAGCGUGAGCCUGGGCACAGCCACCCUCAAGAGCAACAAGACGGCGGUCCUGGACUUCCGCAUGUCCUCUCGACUGCCGACGGCAGUGGCCCGCAUGCUGCCCGGGGCUGGCGUCUACCACCUCCUGCACACUGACUACGACAGCUUCGCGGUUCUCUGGUCCUGCUCCGACCUGGGGUUCAUGCACGCAGAUCUGAUCUGGGUGCUCGGCAGACAGCAGGACCUGCCGGUGUGGGCACGGGCCGAGGUGUACAACAGGCUGGCAGAACUGAACAUUGACAGCGACAGGCUGACGCUGUCCCGCAACAAGGACUGCCCCAACUUCUAGCGUCCUCGACACCACUGCUGCUACAUGCCCGGUACCUGGGCCGCCCCGCGGCGACGACGCCAGUGCGGACUGGCGGGACGUGCCGUGGACACAAGUUCUUCGUAUUUAAAAAAAAUUCCCAACUGAACUUGGGGAAGAAACAAGCCAUCAAGGGAAGCGUCACUUCACGCAAAACACUUUACUGACCUUCCUGGUCAAAUACUCAGCUGUGCUUUCCAUUUUCAUUUGUUAAAAUGAUGGAUAUUACGCCAACAUUUACAGUCAGAAUGAGAAAUUGCACAUCUCAGUAGUAUGAAUACUUCAGUGAUCUAGAACAUGUACUGUUCUAUAACACAAGGAGAUUUUUUUUUAAUGUAGUUAUCACUUUCCAAAAUCACAGUGAAAUUAAAUUACCAGAGCUUGUUGUAACUGUCACAAAAAUAAUUUUGACAUCCACAUUUCUCAACUUGUGCAAAACCUGAGGUCACACAUGAAGGUGUAUUGAACUGGCAUUUUGUGCAGACAGGGGUACGAACGAAGCCAAGCUGACUGAACGUGGGGCUCGCUAGCUCAGCAAUGUAUCACGGUGGACUGACAUGCUUUAACAAGAGACUCUUAGUGGUAUCAGCCCAGGAUGAAGAGGAAUGAGUGUGCCAGCAGCAGUGCCAAUUAAUACCAGAGUACACACCUCCAGACUUGCCAACUUUUGAAACCCUCAAUUAGUAAAAUACAUAAAAAAUAAUAUAACACGCGUAAACUGCUCGCGGCAAUUUAAAAAUUAAUAAACUUUCAUGAUAUCACAUUUUUUCUAGUAAUCUAAAUUAUGUAAUCGUUUUAACAUACUUACAUUAACAAUGCAGACCAACAAUCAUUCUCAUUAUUUACCAUUACAGAAACAUUUUUGUUUAGUAUCACAUCAAAGAAAUAACUUCGUUCCUAGUGGUACCCUACAAAUCAACAGUGUGUACCUUUGUUACAAUAUACAUUGAUAUCAGUUAACUUCCAGUAGAAUCUCCCUGGAGUACUGGUAAUAAAAGCAACCUUGACACUAUCAUUUUCAAACUUGCAUCACAAAAUGAUACUACUAGUGGAUAUAAUUUGGAUUCAGUCAUUGCUGCCGUCGGUCGCGACUGAAAAUGCCACAGUUUGUAAAUUACAAACAAUUUUAUAGUUGCAUCUGUUGCCAUUUCUUUCACGAUAGCUGUCGACUGUGUUGUUGCACAACCAAAUUUUUCUGCUAAUUCAGAAUUUGAAAACAUUUUUCUGAAUAACGGGACGGCGUGAUCCGAAACAUUUAAAGGAAUAUUAUUUUCAACCAAAAAGUUUGUAAACAUACAUUCUGCACGUAUUACAGCAUUGUCUGUGCUGUUACUUUUAGCGAACUAAUCACUAACCUUUGAACUCACUGCGACACUUUUAACAUUUGCGAGAUGUUUUGAACAGUUCACGUGGAGAUUGAUGUCAUAUCUUCCGCCGUGCCCAAUGUUGAUGUCGCAUCUACACACUGAAAAAAAUGCGAACUGUGUUCCCUUGCUUGAUUUAAGAAUACACGGAAAAUCCCGCGUGUAUGUAUCACGAAAUGCCUGAGAAUAAUGCGUAUCACGUUUCGGGGGCAUUUUAUUCUUCACUUGAUUCCACUUCCGUUAAUUGUGCACAUAACACAUUUUUAUUAAAAACAUGCAAUAAAUUUGUUUCCUAACCUGUAAUAAACAAAAUCAAAAUUGGCUCAACUUUAACUGAAGAGUCACAACAUACGCUUAUGCACGACACCAUCUUGCCAAACUAAAAAUGCUAUUUAAACUGGUUCGUAAUUGGUUGUAAGCGCAUCAAUGUAACUCAGGCGGCCAAUAAGGAAAGAUAUACAAUCAAACAACAAAUUACGUGGUUCGCUGGCCUUCGACCAAUAAUAUAACUCAAUUACCGCACUCGUUUCCACAGCAACAACACAUGGCAACAGCUUUCACAAACCAUACAAUAAAACAUUUAAGGCAGACGGAAAAUACAUGUUUUAAUAAACGUCUUGUACUUAAAAUUCGUAAAAAAUGCAGACAUCCUCGUACAAUCGUAAAACGGACGUGAUUUUCGUACAUUUUACGAAAAAAUCGUAAAGGUUGGCAAGUCUGCACCUCCUUCAGGGCUGGUCAAGUAGGGGGUUUUGUUGAGCUGCAAGAACUGCUCAGGGUCUCGACAGGGGCCUGAACAUGUAACCUUUGUAAUGUUUUAUGAUGUGCUUACAGAUGAAGUCAAGGGUUUACGUAGAAAAUCCUUCCAGGUUAGCACACAUUACUGUUUAUAGUUACCUCUAAAAAAAUUAUUCAUUUGAAAAAGUAUUAUUUUUCAGUAAUCUUUCUUUCAUAUGCAACAUAUAAAACAUUCAACAACGAAAGAUAUUGUGGCACAUCAUCUGAAACAGGAGCUAGCUUAGUAAAUGAGAGAAGAAAGAGUUGGCUCAACUAACUAGUGAAAAAACUUUCAUUGAUGUAUGUUUGGUUGAACUCUAUGUAACUGUUUAAUGUAAUUCUGCAGAUUUCUUGAUUUGGUGGUCAAAGUUACAGCUUUCACUAAAUAAACCAUUUCAAGGGA
Bacillus rossius redtenbacheri is the source of this 3205-nucleotide messenger RNA. RefSeq names its product apolipoprotein D. Bases 47 to 643 code for a protein of 198 amino acids. The transcript is spliced from 4 exons. Lineage: Eukaryota; Metazoa; Arthropoda; Insecta; Phasmatodea; Bacillidae. Gene Ontology annotation, molecular function: pigment binding. The record is from RefSeq and is a predicted model, not a curated record. Gene Ontology annotation, cellular component: cytoplasm. Gene Ontology annotation, biological process: lipid metabolic process; response to reactive oxygen species.